Molecule: messenger RNA, 786 nt
Organism: Emys orbicularis (European pond turtle)
Lineage: Eukaryota; Metazoa; Chordata; Testudines; Emydidae
Gene: NXPH3
Product: neurexophilin 3
Exons: 2
Coding region: 1-786 (261 amino acids)
Molecular function (GO): signaling receptor binding
Source: RefSeq, a predicted model, not a curated record
AUGCAGCUGUCUCGCGGCUGCCUGCUGUUCCUGGUCCAGGGGAGCAUCUCCCUGCUGGUGAUCUCUGGACAAGAACAAGGGGAGGAUGCAGAGCAAGGUGAAAAUGAAGUUCAAGACAGAUCCCAACUGCAAAAGAAGAGGGAGCACCUCUCCCCGAAGUCCCUACUAACUCAAACCCCACUGCAGAAUUUGACUCACCUAGAGUUGGUCUCUAGUUCACAAGAGUUCUGGGAAGUCCUGGACAACCUGUCUGAGCUGGACCAGGGCUCACGCUCUAGAGGACGCAGGGACCGUGUGGCAAACACAGGCAAGUUCAAGAAAAUUUUUGGCUGGGGUGAUUUUUAUUCCAACAUCAAGACAGUAAAGCUGAACCUUUUGAUCACUGGGAAGGUCGUCGAUCAUGGUAACGGUACCGUUAAUGUCUUCUUCCGGCACAACUCCACUGGGCAGGGCACUAUCUCCGUCAGCCUCGUCCCUCCCACCAAGACAGUGGAGUUUGACCUGGAGCAGCAGAUCUUUAUUGAGGCCAAAGCAUCCAAGGUCUUCAACUGCCGGGUAGAUUAUGAGAAAGUGGAUCGUGCCAAGAAAACCACACUCUGUACUUACGACCCCUCCAAAACCUGCUACUAUGAGCACACCCAGAGUCAUGUCUCCUGGGUCUGUGCCAAACCCUUCAAAGUCAUUUGCAUCUACAUUACCUUCUACAGCAUAGAUUACAGGCUAGUGCAGAAGGUGUGUCCUGACUAUAACUACCACAGUGAUGUACCUUAUUACCCCUCUGGAUGA